ACAACCUCUACAUUCAUGACUUUGACACCGGUAUUCCCUUCCUUGAAGCCCGAGUCAAUUGUCGAAUGCUCGAUUUUCUUAAGCUCCAAGAAACCGAGUUACUGAACCGUUUCGUUCCAUUCCAGCCCAUUUGCAAGGAAACUGAUGAUGAGUCUCUGCUCCCGAUGAUAGCUUUUCAAGUGAAUGUCUUUGCUUGUGGUGGAACAGCAAUUGGGGGAUCCGCUUCUCACAAGCUGUGUGACGGGUUGGCCGUGAACUCUAUCCUUGAGUCUUGGGCUGCUAUUUUUCGUGGGGAGCUUGACAAGGAUAUCUGUCUUUGCUUAAUCUCCUCCGUCCAUCUAACACUACCGAAGCCUCAUUUGUCUUUCCACCAAGAGCUUUGUUGCCUAAAAAGUAUCUAGAUUUAGCAGAUAGCUUUUGGUUCAAGGAAAACAAUUAUGUUACAAGGAGAUUUGUGUUUCGUGUCAAAGCCAUAGCCACACUACAAGAAAAAUCGAAGAGCAAAUGCGUGCCCAAGCCAUCACGUAAUGAGGCACUCACAUGUUUUAUUUGGAAACAUGCAAUGGCUUCUUCUCGGGCACUAUCACCGGGUACUUCACCAAGAACUUCCAUAGUAGCGCAAGCAAUGAACAUGAGAUCACGGGUGAAGCCACACACGUCGUCAACUAAUAUCAUUGGAAAUUUCUUUUGGUGGGCAACAACAGUCGCGGACUCAUCUAAGCUAGGAGAAGAUCAUGAGUUAUGUGAUUUGGUGCACCUGAUUAAUGAAUCUCUCAAAGGAUUUGAUAGGGGUUAUUUUGAGUCUCAUCAGGGAGAAGAGGGAUUUGGAGCCAUUUCAAACUACUUUAAUCAACUAGAAGUCUUGCUUUCUUCAAAAUCCCCACCAGAAGUUUAUUUAUUCACCAAUUGGACAAACAUUUUUUACAAAUUGGAUUUUGGAUGGGGGAAGCCUUUCUGGGUAGGGCUCAUGGGGAAAGUCGGGCCUGAGUUUAGGAAUUUCACGGUGUUCAUGGAAGCACAAUGUGGUAAAGGAAUUGAAGCGUGGGUGACCUUGGAGGCAAAGCAAAUGGCUCUGCUCGAAAAAGACCUUAAGUUUCUAGCAUUUGCUUCUCCAAAUUCUGGGAUUUCAAGCAUGUGACUGAACUUCUAAUAUGUUUUGGUUUUCAGAUGAAUCAUUAAGGCAACAAAUAUUAAUUAGUUCUUUCAUUUUACUAGGAAAGGCAUUAUUAUUCUUGUAUUGCACUUACCAUUAUAUAUUUAGUCA
Messenger RNA from Rosa rugosa (rugosa rose), 1264 nucleotides. RefSeq names its product BAHD acyltransferase At5g47980-like. The record is from RefSeq and is a predicted model, not a curated record. The transcript is spliced from 2 exons. The coding region runs from base 563 to 1138 and encodes 191 amino acids. NCBI's taxonomy places the organism in Eukaryota, Viridiplantae, Streptophyta, Magnoliopsida, Rosales, Rosaceae.